Messenger RNA from Penicillium arizonense, 1215 nucleotides. RefSeq lists its product as uncharacterized. The record is from RefSeq and is a predicted model, not a curated record. Lineage: Eukaryota; Fungi; Ascomycota; Eurotiomycetes; Eurotiales; Aspergillaceae. Bases 1 to 1215 code for a protein of 404 amino acids. The transcript has 2 exons.
AUGCCGUCCAAGCGUGUACGUGCUCAGAAGAAGAAGCGGUCGGAAUCUCCCCCUGAAAGUUCGGGGGACGAGUGGGAUUCCGACUCAAAACGCCCGGCGAAGAAAGCGAGGACAGCUCCGAAUGCCAAGAAAGCCGAAGCCACAAAGGCUGUAGCCCCCAAGACAACAGGGAACGAUACUCGAAAGGUGCCAUCUUCCGAGCAGCCCAGAAGACUUUCCAUCAAAGAGUACCGGACCGGACCAAGAGCGGAUCCUGCUUUCUACAGGUAUAAUCGGCGUCCAGACCGUCCGGCAUUUAUAAUUCCGCAAACUGAGCCUCCGGUUCUCAAGUCCGAGGAGAUAUGGAAUGAUCAUGUGCCCCUGUCUGCGCCCAGGCAUCUUGAAGGCAAGCUUGGAGAUAUCGUCGUACCCGACAUCUAUUUCGGGAACAUGGCACCGACGCCACGUUGGUAUGUCAUGCCAGAGCGCGGUCCACCUCGGCCGUCUCAACCUUCUUCGAACGGCAAUUCCAAGCGCAGCAGUGUUGCUAGCACGUCCAGUUCCAGUUCCACUUCAACACCUAAAAUCCAGAGCUGGAUUUGGGUCUUCGAGGCGGGCGAAUUCGGGUCCUGGAAGAGGCUGGAAUAUGAUCAGCUCUACGAGUACGCGUAUCUGUGUCUAUACCAGGCGUUGCAAGACCCGUCCCAGCAGGAACGCAUCCGACAUGCCGUUCACGGGCCAUUCAAUGGGCCAAUGCAGCCACCGCAUCAAUUACUGCCUAGUCUACCUGGGAGACCGCUCACUGGUUACUUUGUCUUGGACCAGAAGUGGACUAGCAUCUUGGAGAAGCCUCCAGGUUUGCGUGAUUCAUUUUAUUACUUCCCCGACUAUAAACGUCCGACCUUGGCUGUCAGGCCAGAUCCUACCGGUCAUAAUACUGCGAAUACGCAUGUUAUUCCUCGGACGAUGUUCAAUCUCAUGCACAAGUCCUUGUCGAGGAAACCUGCAGUUUCGCGGGAGCAGUCGGUUUCCCCGACCAGCCAUGCAGGGUCUGGCAUCCGGGGAAGUCAGGCGUUGGAAGAUCCUGAGAAGACGGAUCCAGGCAAGGAUCGCGAUCUGGAGCGAAACGAUGAGGGUAAAAUUGCACGACUCGAUGCGGCCUCGAUGAAAGUUAAUCCGUCUCGCGAGGAAUCGCCAGACUGUCUCUUUUCUGAGAGCGAGAGCGAAGAAGAGUGA